Molecule: messenger RNA, 2740 nt
Organism: Bursaphelenchus xylophilus (pine wood nematode)
Lineage: Eukaryota; Metazoa; Nematoda; Chromadorea; Rhabditida; Aphelenchoididae
Source: the annotation of a GenBank genome assembly
AUGGCCAAAUGCAUUUCGUCCCCAACCUCUUUGGAGUCGAGUCAGUAUUUGGUGUUCAACUUUCUUUCUGUUCUCACAUUCGAAAAACAAUUUCAAUUUUUUAAUUACUUUGCGAAUUUUGGAGAGUAAGAUCACACUUUCAUUGUUAGACUUGGCCAGACAAUCAAAAAAUAUUUGCAACAUGCUUUUUUCUUUGUGUUUCUUCGUAAAGACGAAACUCCUAUAAUUUUUCGAUUUAUCUUUUUUGUAUCAUUAUCGUGCAAAUUUGAUCCUAAUAUUUUUUUGCAGGUCUGAGAAUAAUGCUAGAAUGACGAUAACCUACACCUUAGAAGUGAGUCGUGCACGCUUCUGGGGCUUUGUGAAGCUGCUGGGCCGAUGGAAAGGCUCUGUUUAUCGGCUGAUGUACAGGGAGAUGUGUGCUUUCCUGGUUGCCUAUUACAUUAUCGCAUUUACUUAUCGUUAUUUUAUGACGCCGCCAUACCAGAGGUAAGAGCUAUGAUUUAGAAGCAGUGUCCUGAACCGGUACAAUUUACGCCAACUUUGCUUUCAGGUGGUUUGAAUCUUUUGCUAUUUACUGCCGAGAACUGUUGUCAGUUGUUCCCAUAACGUUUAUUUUGGGAUUCUAUCUGAGUUUUGUGGUGGGAAGAUGGUGGCAACAAUACAUGGCAAUCCCUUGGCCAGACAGGUAAGAACUAAGUUUUUAAGAACAUCGAAUGAUUGCUAACAAUGUAUAUUGAAGUAAUAUUUGUCUUUAGAUUGGCCAUUCAGAUCUCGGCGUACGUCCAGGGCAGCGACGAGAGGGGCAGGAUCAUCCGCAGAUCUCUCGUUCGUUAUCUUAAUCUGAUCUCGUUGUUAACUUUCCAGGUAGCCCUAUUUUUUUACAUUUUUGGUUUUUUUAAUUAGUUUAUGUUUUUGAUUACAGCAAACCUCUACUAUAAUAAAAUGCCGUUUUCCAACUUUGGAUCACAUGGUUGAAGCCGGGAUAAUGACGCCAGAAGAGAAGACCGCUCUUGAGAACACCCCAACACCUCAUGGAAUCUGGUAUAAAUCCAAAUUUCCGAACAGAUUACCCUUGUUUAGGUGGGUACCGGCUCAAUGGUUUGGUCAACUAGCAAUGAAAGCGAGGAAAGAAGGACGGAUUCAUGAUGAUCUACACUUGAAGAGCUUGAUUGAUGUAUGGAACCUCAUUACGUCACGCUUUUGUUAUUAUACGUUAUGCACACUUUAACGUUUUUAGGAGAUGAUUGAAUUCCGCGGUCUUUGUGGGACAAUCUGGUCUUAUGACUGGAUAAGUGUUCCAUUGUCAUAUACCCAGGUAGUGGCUAUCGCUGUUUACAGUUUCUUUUUGUCAUGUUUAUUUGGACGACAAUACUUAAUCCAAAAUCGGGAGCAUGUAAGUCACUGAUGUUUGGAGUUAAUUAUGAUUUAUAUUAUUGUUUAAGAGCUCCGUUUCUGGAUUUGACGUGGACUUUUACUUUCCAGUCUUCACAAUUUUUCAGUUUGUAUUUUAUGUUGGAUGGCUGAAAGUGGCGGAAGGGAUGAUCUGUCCUUUUGGGGAGGACGAUGAUGACUUUGAGUUAAACUGUGAGCCAAGUAAUCUCGGUUCAAGACUUUUUGUUUCAGGGAUUAUGGAUCGUAAUAUACAAGUGUCAUACCUGAUAGUGGACCAGAUGCAUGUGAAUGGACCAAAGGUCGGAAAGGAUGCCCUUUGGGGAGAGGUCGAGACGGAUAUACCUUACACCCAGGCAGCAGCUGGUUAUCGGCAGGCUCCUUACUUCGGUUCAACUCAGGCCAUGAACAUAUCGGAUCGGCAAGCCGAAUGGAAUGUCCCGGAACAAAUGCCGAUCAUUGAUGAAGAGACUGGCGUACCCGUGCAUCACAAGGACUUGGUGUUCAGUCGAGAAGCUCUGAAGUUUACAAAAAGAAGAAAGACAACGAGAACCAAGGGUAUGGAUAACAUUGCCGUGAUUGUGCUGUUUUAGGUGAGGUAGACGAUGAGAACGAGAAGUCGACCGAUAACGUUGAUGAAUUGGAUACUCGGAGUAAUUCUGUAGCCACCAGUGACAUGCAUUCAGGCUCUGAUGACGAAGAACGGCAUUCAACAGGGUCGACGUACGUUGAUGUUUUUGAAUUGAAUAUCUUUUACCAAUUUCAGUCAAGUGGAUGAACGAAAUAAACGACGGAGGUUGGGUGAUCUUCUUCCUGGAUACUCUCGGACCAAUAUUGCAUCUCGUCUUGGUUCAAAGCUUUCAUUAAACUCAAUUUAUUCAAGUAAAAGGAAAAGGUCAUGCAAGUAGGCGUGUUUUACAUUGUUUUUCCAAUUACAGAACAAAAACAUCACCGAAUAUGAGUAGGAACAAAUCGGGAAGCAAAGGGAGAUUGUUUCGACACAUGAGCCGAGCUUCUAGUCCAGGACAUCUGGAAACUCCAGAGGUUGGUUAACAUGAUGUAAGAAAAUGUAACGAUUUAGACUCCCAGCGAUGCAGGAGGACCUUUGAUGCACAGUACACAACAGAUCGACGAGACAGUCAGCACUGAGACCCCCCAUCUUUCUCAUUUUGCACCCAUCCAGAUUGAUGUACCUCCUCCAUUGGCGGAAGAACCGGAACAGUAUUACAAUAACAGUGGGUGCGAUACGAUCUCUCAGAUAAACCCGAAUGGUCAGUCCAGCAAUGGCAGUGCGGAUCCGUCCAUUUCCACCAGCAGAACUCUGCUGAUUCAGAAGGCCUCCAAAAUUUAA